AUGGAAAAAGGAGAAACAAGUAAUUCUAAACAAAAAAGAAAACGUGAAGAGAGUUGGAAUCCUCAUAGUUCUUGGGAAAACUAUGAAAAUGAAACUAUGAAUCAAAGAGGUUAUGCAAAGGCUAGUGGAAAAUGGACAAAAGUUGCGGAAGAAUUUAAACCUUACUAUGAAGAAACUAAAUCUAAAAAACUAUUAAACUUAGACUGUGUAAGAAAUCCAGAGGAUAUACUACAAAGAUGGUCUAAUGAUAUGAUUAUGCUUAUAGCAACCGAUGAAAAAUUUUCUAAGAUAAAUCUAAUGGAUAUCAAGAAUUUAAUAGCUUAUAGAACAACAGGAAAUGUGCUGAAAUUCUUAACAAGUAUUAAUGAUGAAACAUGGAAUCAAUAUAUAGGAAUGGUAGAAAAUAAUAAUCAACAAUUUGCUAAACUAAUAAUGGAAUUAAUAUAUAAAGAAUUCAUAGGCUACAACACUCUUGAACAUAAAACAGAAGUAAAUAAACUUUUGCGAGAAAAGGCAGAAAUUCAUCUAAUUAAUAUGCAGAUAUGUAAUAUGUGUGAAAUAGAUAGUUUCAUUUGUGAGUAUAAAAAAUACUAUUAUGAAUUAGAUAAUGAAACUAGGGAAAUAUAUCGAGGAGUCUUUAUAUCCAAGUUACCAUACCCACUUAGUGCAAAAAUAAGAGAUAUAUGGAAAUCCCAACCAAUUGAUUAG
This is a messenger RNA of Vicia villosa (hairy vetch), 708 nucleotides long. RefSeq lists its product as uncharacterized. Lineage: Eukaryota; Viridiplantae; Streptophyta; Magnoliopsida; Fabales; Fabaceae. Gene Ontology annotation, molecular function: structural molecule activity. The record is from RefSeq and is a predicted model, not a curated record. Bases 1 to 708 code for a protein of 235 amino acids. The transcript has a single exon.